ACAAAGCUGUUGGACCAAUUGAAUAAGCUUGAUGAAUACACAGUAUUUGUACCAAGUAAUGAUGUCAUGAAGCCCCUUAAUAUUAAGGUAAGCUUUGUUAUAUUAUAAUCAAAUAAUGCCCUUCAUUGUUUAAAAUUAGAUAAUUAGUUUCUUGACAUUGAGCAAUAUUUUUGUCUGCCAUUCAUGGAGAAUAUUAUUUCAUAAUGCAUCAUUCCAUAUAAGUCAGAGGAAUGCUAAAGAGUAACAAAAUUUGAACAUAAGGCUCGACUAUUUUUCUUUUCACAUCAAUAAGUAAUAAUGAUUUUAUGACAACUACUUAAGUAGCAAUAUAUAAAAUUGUCCAACAAUAUAAUUUUAUGACAUUUUAAUCAUAAAAACUUACUAUGUCAUUGUUUUAUUAUGUUCUGAUGAACUCUUUGCAGGAACAAAAUAACUAAAUUCUUAAGGCAGUUAUCAUUAACAAAAAAAACAAACAAUCAAGCGGUUAUAAUAAAUCAAAACCUCUCAACUAAUGUAAAGGUUUUCUGACAAUUUGACGCCAUAACAUCUCCUUGUUUUGCAUGUCCCCUGCAGUCAGCCAAUUACCUCAAGUAUUACAUAGUUCCUAAGCUUGUCUUCACACCAUCUGUUCAAGAUGAUGAUUGGGCUGAGACACUUCUGGGAAAUAAAUAUCAGCUGAAGUUUACAGUGUCUGGUGAUAUGGUCAGUUACAUUAGCAUAAUCUGAUGUUAUGGUUUUUGUUUAAUUCAAUUGCUCCUAACCUCAUGACUACAUUAAAUUAUUGGUUCCUAAUGGGGAAGGGGGAGAUCAUUCCUGACUUGGGGAAAUAUGGGUUGCUUUGAUUGUGUGCUACAGUCAAGUUUAUGUAGUUAAAAUUUAAACUUGUAUAACUCAAAUUUAUUUGUCAAUCUGAGAAAAAUCUUUCUAAACUUUUUUGAAGGAUGAAAAAUGUGUAUCCAAAAUUUUUACCAUGAUCUUAAGAACCUUUGAAAUCAGUAACAAGCUUGUUAUGACAGCCGUAUUUUGACACAUUGAUGUUAUUGAUCUUUCUAUACAUAUUCAUUUUGCUUUAGGUACUUGUGAAUGGAGUAAAAAUUGUUCAGUCAGACAUUCUCUUUGAUGGUGGUGUGCUUCACGUCAUUGCUGGACUCUUACAGCAUAAUCUCAGUAGAUGUGACCAGUCAUCAGAACAAACAGAGAAGGUAAGUUACCAGUCAUCAUAAAAAACAGAGAAGUUAAGUGACUAGUCAUUAGAACAAACAGAGAAGGUAAUCAUCCAGUCAUCAGAAAGGCAGGGAGGGUUAGUGACCCAUGCUUUUAUACUUAUUCCAUUUUCAACCAUGAUAAAUAUAUUUUCUUUCAAUAUUUAUCAAUUGGCAAUAAUUAUUAUUUGAAGAAAAUCUGUCCCCAUUGUUAUAAAUGAUGUAAAUGAAGAGGUAAUUUCCUGAAAUAGUUUCCCAUUUCAAAUAUUUCUGACAAUGUUGUGAAUAUUUUUUGUAAUCUAUUAUGUUAAACAUUGAUCAAUUAAAAUGUAUAACUAAUUUUGAAACACUGAUUAAAUGUCCUGAAUUAGCUAUAACUAAUCAUUCAUUUUACAGAGCUCAUGUGGUCAAUGUUCUGAUGUUGUGAAAACUGUGACCUGCCCUGUUGGAUUUGUGCCUAUUAAUCCCUAUCAAAUAGUUCAAUAUCAGUGUGACCUCCCUGGAUCAACAACCAAGGGAUGUAUGCUAAUAUGUUACAAAAAUAAUACUGUGAGUUCUUAAAGCUAAUGUGCUACAAAAAGAAAACAAAAUAUUAUCAUUAAAAAUGUUGUAGAUAUUUGCUAGUUAUAUGAUUGGUCAAGAUAAAAUUUGAAUAAUAGUUGUAAGAUUAUUUCGUUAUUAUAUUAGAAUAUAAUAAAAAGCAUUAUAAGAUACAUAAUUGUUCUAUUUCUCUUUCAGAUUGCUCAGUGCUGCGGGGGGUAUUAUGGGCCAUCUUGUAUUGGUAAAUAUAAGAAACAUUUUGAGUUACUUAUUUUAAUUUAGAAAAGGGCACCUGUCUGAGGUUGAGGUGCAGUUUCUGAUAGUAUUUCUAAAUCUAGUCUUCAUUUUAAUCCCUACACUCACAGUGGCUCUCACAAGGGCACUCAAAACUCUUACUUUUAAAAAUAUUUCUGUUAAAUGUAUUUGAGAACUUCUCCCUGACCAAAAAAACAAAAUAUGUGGUAUAUUUAAAAACCUGAUAGGAUAGGCAUGCCAAGUUGGAAACAUAUUCUCUUUGACAUAUUCCAAAAAAAUAUCUUUUACCAGAGAAAGUGUAGUAAUAAUAAUGUAAGUUUAACUAUAAAUCAACAUAUUAUUUAAAUGAAGCAAAUCACAAUGCCAUAUUAUCACUAUAAAGUCGGAUUGCUAAGGUUUAUCUGGUUUAACUACUACCAGCCUGAACAACCCACUUAAUGCUGACUAAUUUUAUGAACUAUUUCUUUAGAUUGCCCAGGUGGAGCAGAGACCCCAUGCUAUGGACGUGGUCAAUGUUUUGAUGGCAUCAGAGGUAAUGGAACAUGUGCCUGUGUACCUGGCUUUAUGGGCCAGGACUGUGGACAGUGUGAGAAUAGUAACUUUGUCACACCUUUCUGUAAUGCCAGUAAGUCCAUUCAGUGAUUGAACUUUCGAUCAUAGUUAAUGCUAGUAAGAUAUAUGUAUAACUAAUUAACUAAUGAGAAUUAAUAUGGUGAAUACAUUUUUAAAAUAAAAAAUAGUUUUUAAUUAUAAAUAAUAGCAUAAAAUAUGAUAAAAACUGCCUUCAAAAUGUUUGAGAUCAUUUUCAGCUACUAACUUUCAGUUGGCCUAAGAAUGGUUGAAAAAUAAUUUAAAUAAUUAUUUACCAUGGUGAAAUUCUAAAUGAAGCAUAAAAAUUGUUUUAAAAUUCUUUAGAGCACAAAGGUAUACACUCUAACAUAGAGAGCUAACAUAAUAUGAAAUGUUUGUAUAUAUAAACAAUUUUUGUAAAAGAAAUAAAACAUUAGAAAUUCAGGCCCUGUGCAAAGGACGUUUGCAAACAACAGAUUCAUAGUGCCAAAUAUAAUGUUAACUCUGUGCCUUUAAUAUGUCUGUUUUGCUUAUCUAUUCCUAGAAUUCAAUGGCUGUGGCUACAUGAAUGGUAACUGCAGCAGGUUUGCUGACUGUACUGAAAUUGAGUCUAGCGUUAGCUGUCAAUGCCAUAAAGGUUAUUUUGGUGAUGGCAAAACAUGUUACUCACUGUGUGAUUCCUUGCCUGGAGGUCCCUGCCAUCUGAAUGCUACAUGCCAGUUAAAUGUGAGUUAUAGAAUUUUUUAUUUCAAAUAAAACUGUUUUAAACAUGUUUUAAAAUAAAUAUUUAAAUAGCAACAUUUUAUUUGAAUUUUUAUUAAUGAAAAACCAAUCCUUUGUUUUAUCUUGAUAAACGGGAUAAAGAUUUCAUUAGAUUUGCAUUUCUUUAAUCUUUAGCAGCUAAAUAUAAAUUUUAAUACAGUUUGUAUUCUAAUAUUGGUCACAUUAUAGCAGUGGGUUAAUUUAUUUUAUAUGCAGCUUUUACUAAUUGUGAGGUUUAUAGGGUCCUGAACAAAUACACACAGGACCUUUUUUGGUGAUAAAUUUAAGUCUUAAGUAGCCUAAAUUCAACAGCCAUCUAAAAUUCUAAUUAUCUACCCAAGGAGGUGCAGUUAAAAAGCUUAAUACAAAUAUGUUAAUUAUUGUUUUAACUUGAUUAUUUAUUGCAAAAAAAUUUUGUCAAUCUUCAGUAAAUGUCAUUUACUUGUAACCUAAACAUGUGUAAUGAAACUUUAAUGGCAGUGGUCUGACAUAAUUAAAAACCCAGUUAAUACCACACAGGGUUAAACUCACGGAAGAGCUCCAUUAAAAUAUUUCAGGAAAAGAACCAAACAGUGAAAUGUGAAUGCCUUCAAGGCUAUCAUGGCAACGGCACAUGGUGCACCAAAGUGGUCAAUCCUUGCACUGUCAACAAUGGGGGAUGUGACAAAGAGAGAGCCAUUUGUUCCAUUUCAUUGCCUAAAACCACUGAC
Molecule: messenger RNA, 4039 nt
Organism: Lymnaea stagnalis (great pond snail)
Lineage: Eukaryota; Metazoa; Mollusca; Gastropoda; Lymnaeidae
Source: the annotation of a GenBank genome assembly